AUGCAAUGGGAAAGGGGUGCAGCCGAUCGCGGGAUCGAUCAUGUUGGCCAGCAGCGCUUCAUCAGAAGCAUUGUUGAUGACAAUGGCAUUGGGGAACUUGGCCCGAUUGGCAGCCGUGUCCUGGACCGUGGCUCCGUCGGGCAGGAGCAGGUACUGCGUCGGCACGUUGUCGGAGGGACAGGCAUCGACGAUUGCGAACGACCGCGUGGUCGGACAUGUGGCACCACUGUGGUCAUUUCCCAGAGGCGGGAUUACGAGCUGGCCGUUCUUGACGGCUGCAUUGGCGGCGUCAAAGAACGGCUGCGUGUUGCACCAGCUCACCUGGCCAAAGACGUCGCCCUGCACGCCGGGCAGGCCAUUAACGCAAUCGAUCGCCUUCAGGAUCGAGGAUUGAUACGUGUCCAGGCCAUUCUGGUCGAGGAGCUGGAGCACGUUCCCAUUGAAACCAAACCAGAGGGCGACGCUGGCGUUGGCCGGCAACUUGGGGACGACAGGGGCUACGGGAGGAGUCUUGUUCUUAUCGAUGACCAGCGGGUGAUAGAUCGAGAUGGCUCCGGUCGCCGGGUCAAUCACGGCAGCCUCGGCAUAAGCUUGCUGGAGAUUGACGCUCUGCGAGCAAGGGGGUUCCAGAACAAACGGAGUGGCCAGGCCGUUGGCUGA
This is a messenger RNA of Penicillium lagena, 660 nucleotides long. RefSeq lists its product as uncharacterized. Bases 1 to 660 code for a protein of 219 amino acids. The transcript has 2 exons. The record is from RefSeq and is a predicted model, not a curated record. NCBI's taxonomy places the organism in Eukaryota, Fungi, Ascomycota, Eurotiomycetes, Eurotiales, Aspergillaceae.